CUCCAAACCCAAGUUUCUCUCUCUAAGCCCAACACGGUUUUGACUAUUUUUUAAAAUUUUCUUUUUCAAUUAUUUCUUUAUUUUUCAACUAAUUUUAAUUAAUUAAUUUACAAAAAAUUACGAGGAAAGGAAAUUAGAUCCCACGAUCCACCAAUCAAAGAAAGACAGAGACAAAAAAAGAAGAGAAAAAAACUUGCAAAAGAAUUCAAACAUAAACAAAAACCCAUUUUCUCUCUCUUCUUUCUAAUUUUCUUUUCUUGAUCCAUGCUGCUGAAGGAAAAAGAGAAAAAAAGAAAAAAAGAAAAAAAAAACAGAGAAGACCCAUUAAACCAAAUUGAUUGAAUAUCAAUUCUUGAAUUGAAAGUUUUGAUUUUUAUCAGGAGUGGGUUAAAGAAGAAAACAAAGACCCAUAUUGGCGUAUGUCAAAUCUCCAAUGCUGCGAUCUUUAAAAAGACCAGAAGAAUACAACUGCAUAAUCAAGAGCACAACUUUAUCAAGAACAAGAAAAACCCAGAAAAGCAACAGUAAGUUUGGUGGAUCUUUGAAAGGAAAAGAAAGAUUGGAGGAGAAAAUUUGUGGAUCUGAUGGUGGGUGGGGCAUUAUUGGGAUUGGAAAGAACCAAGAAAGAGCUUAUUUUUUAUUAUUGCGGAGGUGGUGGUGCUGUUGUUGCUAGGAUUGCGGUGGUGAGGCUGCAUAGAAAAAGAAUAUGCAGCUUCACAUCUCGCCUAGCAUGAGAAGCAUCACUAUAUCGAGCAGCAACAGUAGCAGCAGCAACAACAACAAUGGGUUUAUUGACUUGAUGAAGAUCAAGGUCGCAGCUCGCCAUAUAUCUUAUAGAACCCUAUUCCACACCAUUCUUAUUCUUGCUUUUUUGUUACCCUUUGUCUUCAUUCUUACUGCUCUUGUUACCCUUGAAGGUGUCAACAAGUGCUCUUCAUUUGAUUGUUUAGGCAGGCGACUAGGACCAAGGUUUGGUAUAGGGGAUGAUUCAGGGAGGCUGGUUAAAGACUUUUACAAGAUUCUCAAUCAAGUAAACAAGGAGGAAAUCCCAGAUGGUCUGAAGCUCCCAGAUUCUUUUAAUCAACUUGUAUUUGAAAUGAAGAGCAACCAUUAUGAUGCAAAAACAUUUGCUUUCAUGCUGAGGGCUAUGAUGGAGAAAUUUGAAAGGGAAAUUAGAGAAUCUAAAUUUUCAGAGCUCAUGAACAAACACUUUGCUGCAAGUUCCAUUCCAAAAAGCAUCCACUGCCUCUCACUACGUUUGACUGAUGAAUAUUCCUCCAAUGCUCAUGCACGCAAACAGUUACCGUCCCCGGAGUUACUUCCUUUGCUCUCUGACAAUUCUUACCAUCACUUUGUUCUGUCAACUGAUAACAUUUUAGCUGCAUCAGUUGUUGUCACGUCUACUGUCCACUCAUCUCUAAAACCCGAAAAGAUAGUCUUUCAUGUCAUUACUGACAAGAAAACUUAUGCGGGUAUGCAUUCAUGGUUUGCUUUAAACCCAGUCUCCCCUGCUAUUGUGGAAGUGAAAGGUGUCCACCAGUUUGACUGGUUAACAAGGGAGAAUGUUCCAGUGCUUGAAGCUGUAGAGAACCAUAAUGGUAUCAGGAAUUAUUACCAUGGGAAUCACAUUGCUGGGGCCAAUCUCAGCACUACAACUCCACGAAUGUUUGCAUCAAAAUUGCAGGCUAGAAGUCCGAAGUACAUAUCUUUACUCAACCAUCUCCGCAUAUAUUUACCAGAGCUCUUUCCGAACCUCGACAAGGUGGUCUUCUUAGAUGAUGACGUUGUCAUUCAGCAUGAUUUAUCUCCACUUUGGGAAAUUGAUCUUGAGGGAAAGGUUAAUGGAGCUGUUGAAACAUGUAAAGGAGAAGAUGAGUGGGUAAUGUCUAAACAUUUCAGGAACUACUUCAAUUUUUCUCAUCCCCUGAUACUAAAGAACCUGGACCCUGAUGAAUGUGCAUGGGCUUAUGGAAUGAACAUAUUUGAUCUUCAUGCCUGGAGGAAAACAAAUAUAAGAGAAACCUACCAUUCCUGGCUGAAAGAGAACCUGAAGUCGAACCUGACAAUGUGGAAACUUGGUACCCUACCUCCUGCAUUAAUUGCUUUCAAAGGUCAUGUUCAUCCAAUUGAUCCAUCUUGGCAUAUGCUUGGCUUGGGUUAUCAAAAUAAGACCAACAUUGAGAGAGUGAAAAAGGCUGCUGUUAUCCACUAUAAUGGCCAGUCAAAACCGUGGCUGCAGAUUGGCUUUGAGCAUCUUCGACCAUUUUGGACUAAAUAUGUCAGUUACUCCAAUGAUUUUAUUAGGAACUGCCACAUCUUGGAAUCGUAGUUGAUCACAAUAGGUCCAUAGCCGCUAGAACCUAGAGGUGGAACAGAAAAAAGACAAGUGAUUUGUAUCACAUCAGUUAUUUCAUGGCUAGAAAUUUUGUCGGGAUCUAUAUGAGAAGGCAAGCAGAAAAUUUGUCAAGAUGGGCAGGUGUUUCAGGUCUGAAUUCACCAUCAUUCCUCGCAAUUUUGCAUGAAAAGGCCUGCAUCACAAGCACGGGCAUGAGAUUCAUUCUUUCGAUUUGUAACAUAGCAAUCCGUCAUUUAAUUUUUUGAUUGGAAACAAAGAAUACUAUUAUUGGCCUUCCUGCAGGAAGUCUAUUCCGAUUUCUUGGCACAUAUAUAUUCCAAUAAAGCUAUAUACACAGAAGAUCAUAUUGCCAGUGCUGAUUGGUGCAGGGAAGAGGAAGGCUAGAACAGGUCUUUUGUGAGGGCUGCCUCAUUAGCCCACGAAUGUUUUAUCCCUUCAAUUUUUUUUUGUUCUCCUGUUCUUUUUUUUUUUUUUUUUCUUUCAGUUUUGUUAGUAUGCCCCAUUUUUUCUCUCUUAGUUACUUGGAUCAUCAUGGUGAAUUUUAGGAGUAGGAAAAUGGAGAUUGCUUUGUUACUUGGAGAACUAUUUGUUAGGUUAUAUAUCAGUAUUUGUUAUGUACGACAUACAUUUGAAAUGUGCAGAAAAUUCUUUUUUCCCAA
Ricinus communis (castor bean) is the source of this 3015-nucleotide messenger RNA. RefSeq names its product probable galacturonosyltransferase 14. Bases 707 to 2329 code for a protein of 540 amino acids. The transcript is spliced from 6 exons. Gene Ontology annotation, molecular function: polygalacturonate 4-alpha-galacturonosyltransferase activity. The record is from RefSeq and is a predicted model, not a curated record. Lineage: Eukaryota; Viridiplantae; Streptophyta; Magnoliopsida; Malpighiales; Euphorbiaceae.